AUGGCAGCCACUGCCGAGAAAAAAUGGGAUAGAAAAAAUGAAGAAUGUAUUGAAAAUAUCGAUGAUAUCGAGUGCAAGGCGGCAGCCAAUAAUCCUAGAGCUCAUUUUGUGCCUCGGCCGUCCGAAGAUGAGGGUGAUCCACUUAACUGGCCCACGAGGCUCAAAGCGUUGAUUCUGUUUCAGGUUUGCUGGCUCGCAUUUCUGGGAACCUGGAAUACUGCUGCCAUUAACUCAGCCUAUUCGCUAUUAGCAGAGGAUUUGGGGGUUUCAGAGGUCCAAGCCUCGUACCAGACAACCAUUGUGAUCGCCCUUAACGGCGUCGGUCCCUUUAUCUGGAUUCCUUUGGCAAAUGUUUAUGGCCGUCGCUUCGUUUAUCUCAUCACUACCUUCAUCGGAUUUGCCACUGCUCUUGGCUGCGGUUUCGUACACAGCUUUGGUGCUCUAGUCGGAAUUCGCGCAAUCAAUGGCAUCUUUCCGGUUUCUAUGGCCCUCGGCCCAGCCACUGUGACAGACCUGUUCUUCUAUCACCAACGUGGCCGCGCUUUGGGUCUGUUUACUGUCAUGCUGACCUCUGGAUCUCAUUUUUCGGGCCUCUUUGGUGGGCCAGUUGCCAAGUUCUUAGGCUGGCGAUGGAUAUUCUGGAUCACCGCAGCCAUGAACUUCAUUACUCUUACGAUUCUGGUUUUCGGCUUACCCGAGACCAUGUAUUACAAGCCAAGGUUAUACUCUGACACCAACACUGAGCCUCCAAAGUUAUCUAUGGCUAAGUAUCGAGAGCUUCUCCGGCCGUGGACAAGCUUCCCUGGGGUUGAGCUCAAGGCAAAACACUUUGUCAUACCCGCCUUUCGCAUGGCAUUGUACCCAUCGGUCCUUUUCCCGAGUCUGUAUUACGCUUCGCAGUAUUGCUUUACAGCUAUAUUCCCAGCUGUCACCUAUGCCAUUAUCUUCAAGGAGAGAUUUGGCUGGAGUGCUUUGCAGUGUGGCCUAGCCUAUGGUGGUACUAUGACCAUUGGCUCUAUAGUCGGCGAGUUUGCCGCGGGAAAGAUAAUUGACGACAUCGUCCACCGCGACUCUAUUCGACUAGGUGUAGACUCGCCACCACCAGAAGUCCGCUUCAAAGGUAUUUGGACUGGAGCGGCUCUGAUACCUGCAGGGCUUCUUAUAUUCGGAUUCACGAUUCAAUACAAUUCGCAUUGGUCGGGUCCACUAGCAGGUAUGUUCAUAGGCAUCUUCGGAAUUCAGAUUGUGGCAACUGUGUGUUACACAUACAGUAUCGACUCAUACCGUGUCGAGGGCUCGGAGGUAUCCCAGUUCUUCAACUUUUGCCGUCAGAGUACCAGCUGUACGGUCGCAUUUUACGGCGUCAAACUGUGCAAUGCGAUCGGAUUUCAGUUUGCAUUCAUCAUGUUUGCCCUUGUGGGGAGCCUGCUGGCCUUUGCGCCCAUUGUGUGGCUCGUGUGGAAGGGGGCGUGGAUCAGAGAGAGAUUGGGCAGGCCGGAAAAUGUGAGCGUUGCCGAGGAGAUCAUUUCGAGUCAUCAUGAGUUCAACAGAAUGCAAAGCCGAGAGGAAUAG
Penicillium longicatenatum is the source of this 1572-nucleotide messenger RNA. Its product is annotated as MFS general substrate transporter. The transcript has 4 exons. Lineage: Eukaryota; Fungi; Ascomycota; Eurotiomycetes; Eurotiales; Aspergillaceae. Gene Ontology annotation, biological process: transmembrane transport. Gene Ontology annotation, molecular function: transmembrane transporter activity. The coding region runs from base 1 to 1572 and encodes 523 amino acids. The record is from RefSeq and is a predicted model, not a curated record.